UUAUCGCAAUCUAUCAAACAUACUCUAUCAAAUCAUCGAAAUUUUCGACGAUCAUUUGCUACUAUCACUACUGAAUCGAAAGAUUGUUCUAAAAUAACUCCCAACUAUGCAAAACUUGUUGAAAAUUUGUCAAUUGUUCAAAAAGGAAUUUUAGGUGGUCAACCUUUGACUUUAGCUGAAAAAAUAUUAUAUGCACAUUUAUGGAAUCCAAAAGAAAUUGAUAAUAUUGUUAAAAGUGAAACCUACUUGAGAUUAAAACCCGAUAGAGUUGCGAUGCAAGAUGCAUCAUCUCAAAUGGCCAUUCUUCAAUUCAUGCUUGCUGGAAUGCCUUCAACGGCUGUUCCAACAUCUAUUCAUUGUGAUCAUUUGAUUGAAGCAUAUGAAGGUGGUGAUAAAGACGUGAAGACAGCUGAAAUGACAAGUAAAGAAAUAUUUGAUUUCUUGGAAAGUGCAUCAAAAAAAUAUGGAAUCGAAUUUUGGAAACCGGGAAGUGGAAUUAUUCAUCAAAUAGUUUUGGAAAAUUUUGCUGCUCCUGGUGCCCUUAUGAUCGGAACUGAUAGUCAUACACCAAAUUCUGGUGGUCUUGGAACAAUAGCUAUAGGUGUUGGUGGUGCAGAUGCUGUUGAUGCCAUGGCAGGUAUUCCAUGGGAACUUAAAACCCCUAAAAUAAUUGGUGUAAAAUUGACUGGUAAAUUGAAUGAGUGGACAAGUCCUAAAGAUGUAAUAUUGUAUCUGGCUGGAAAAUUAACAGUUCAGGGUGGAACUGGUCAUAUAAUUGAAUAUUUUGGUACAGGUGUUGAAACUCUGUCUUGUACAGGGAUGGCUACAAUAUGUAAUAUGGGAGCUGAGGUUGGUGCUACUACUUCAGUGUUCCCUUUUACAUCAAGCAUGUAUUCAUAUUUGUCUGCGACUAGACGUCAUCCAGUUGCUGAACAAGCUACUUUUUAUUCAUCAUAUCUAAAAGCUGAUGCUAAUGCUCAUUAUGAUAAUAUAAUUGAAAUUGAUAUGUCAGAACUUGAGCCUCAUAUUAAUGGACCAUUUACUCCUGAUCUGUCAACACCUCUUAGUAAAUUUGCUGAUUUUAUUGCAAAAAAUGGUUGGAAAGAUGAGAUAAAGGCUGGAUUAAUAGGAAGUUGCACUAACAGUAGCUACCAGGAUAUGAGUCGUGUUACUAGUCUAGUAACACAGGCACUCGAUAAAGGUUUACAACCAAAGGUCGACUUUUAUAUUACUCCAGGAAGUGAUCAAAUUCGUGCAACAAUGGAAAGAGAAGGACAAAUUGAGAUCUUGCAAAAAGUUGGUGGUCGUGUUUUGGCUAAUGCUUGUGGACCUUGUAUAGGGCAGUGGAAAAGAACAGAUAUUCAGAAGGAUGAAGAAAAUGCUAUUUUGACUUCAUAUAAUCGUAACUUUAGAAGUAGAAAUGAUGGAAACUCAUCGACAAUGAACUUUUUGGCUUCUCCAGAGGUUGUAACAGCCAUGACAUUUUCUGGUAAAUUAACUUUUAAUCCGAUUACAGACUCAUUAAUAGAUAAAGAUGGAAAACCAUUUAAAUUUUCAAGUCCAUCCGGUGAUGAAUUACCAAAAUAUGGAUUUGAAAAAGGUAGAGAAUCCUAUAACCCACCACCAGUCUCAACAGACAAUACAUCAACACAAAUUAUAAUCUCUCCAAAUUCAACCCGACUCCAAUUAUUGGAACCAUUUCCAAUAUGGCAUGGUAGUGAAUUUCAUCAAUUACGUGUUUUGAUCAAAAUAAAAGGAAAAUGUACAACAGAUCAUAUAUCUGCAGCUGGACCUUGGUUGAAAUUCAAAGGACAUUUGGAAAAUAUUUCAAAUAAUACUUUGAUUGGUGCAUUAAAUGCUGAUAAUGAGAAAGUUAAUCUUGUAAAAAAUGUUUUAACUGGAGAAGAUGGAACUAUACCAGAAGUUGCACGUUAUUAUAAAGAAAAUAAUGUUCAGUGGAUUGUUGUAGCUGAUCAUAAUUAUGGUGAAGGAUCAGCCAGAGAACAUGCAGCAUUACAAGUUCGCUAUUUAGGUUGUCCAAUAAUUAUUGCAAAAUCAUUUGCAAGAAUUCAUGAAACAAAUUUAAAGAAACAAGGAGUGUUACCAUUAAUAUUUAAGAAUGAAGAUGAUUAUAACUUAUUAUCUGGUAAUGAUAUAAUCUCUACAAUUGGUGUUGUAGGAUUAGAACCAGGUAAAGAUGUAACAAUUAGAAUUAGAAAAGAGAAGAAUGGUAGUAAAGAUUUUGAAGAAUUUGAUAUUUUAACAAAACAUACAAUGUCAGAAAAUCAGAUUGAAUGGUUUAUUAUGGGAAGUGCUUUAAAUCUUAUUGCUAGUAACCAAAAAUCUGGCAAUAUUUAA
Molecule: messenger RNA, 2358 nt
Organism: Scutellospora calospora
Lineage: Eukaryota; Fungi; Glomeromycota; Glomeromycetes; Diversisporales; Gigasporaceae
Source: the annotation of a GenBank genome assembly